Molecule: messenger RNA, 751 nt
Organism: Didymella exigua CBS 183.55
Lineage: Eukaryota; Fungi; Ascomycota; Dothideomycetes; Pleosporales; Didymellaceae
Exons: 1
Coding region: 180-608 (142 amino acids)
Source: RefSeq, a predicted model, not a curated record
AAUCGGCGUUGUGGUUGCUCUUUCAUUGGUAGAGAGAUGCAUGUGCGGCUCUAAUGCACAUGAGCAUUUCGGGCUACUGUGGCUCGCCUCAAUCUAUUUUGGCCAAUGCCAGUCACGCUCCCAUAUCAGCAUCCUGAACUUGACCACACUCUAGAAAUAACACGAUCACGUGACCCUCUAUGGUUCUCGUCAGCUCUAGUACCACGACGAGGCUGUCGAGCUUUCGUCUGCUUCAGAAUCACUUCUGGACCGUGACUUCGGGUUUGUGCCUGGGUCUUACUCUAUGCCUUUGGAAACAAUCGCAGCAUCUUCUCCGGAUACUGCGCUUUGUACAUCACCGCGUAAGUGAACCGAUUUUGCUUACGAUCGAUGCUAUAAGUGUACAGUCAGCGGUCGGCCCCGUUUUGUAUGCGUACCUCAGCACUGCUGAAGAUUGGGAUCACUACAUUGACGGUCACAACCAUCCGUCCGAUGGCCUGAAGAUCGAACAUGUGCCACGUUGCCUCUUCCUCAUUACCGUUGCAUACCAUGCAUGCGCCUGGAUGCACGCAGCAAAGCGAUGUGCAAUAGAAGAAUUAAGGCAUCUAUGCUAUCUUGCGCCGUCUUAGUUGGGUGGUUCGUACGAAACAUACAAGAAGCCUGGGUACAGACUACUCCAGGAGACAUCACAAUCCUCCAACAGCAGUACAUCCGGGUCUUCCAGGGCGAGCAGGCACUCAAGCGAGGCGACGACUUUUGGACGGUGAGGUGC